AUGGCUGAACUAAAUCCGCCGGACAAAAAUGACGAACGCCGGCAGCGGUCGGAUCACUUCGAAGAGGACAUUGAUGACCUCAUGUCAAAAAUUAGUGUUGACUUUCUCCUGGACUUAACCCAUGCUUUCUUUACCAAUCGUGAUACUCUGGCUUUCGGUCAAGCUGAAACCAUUGAUCCAUUUCUCCAAAAAUAUGAGAAAAUCAAGCAGAUGAUCGUCAACAGUCGUCCUAAACCCGACGAUUUUCAAAUCCUUAAAACCAUUGGAUCAGGCGGUCACUUCAGCGAGGUGAAACUGGUCCGCCGAAAGCACACCAAAAAGGUCUACGCUAUGAAGAUUCUUCCAAAAACUAAAAUGCUUAAAAAUACAAGUCAAGCCUGUUUCUGGGAAGAGCGCGCCAUCGGCGUUUCCGCCAAGUCGGAGUGGAUUGUGAAGACCAACUACGCAUUUCAAGACAUUAAGAACCUCUACCUGGUAAUGGACUUCAUGCCGGGCGGAGACCUUGUCACUCUCAUUGACAAGAAUGGGACCUUUUCGGAGAAGUGUACCAAGUUUUACACCGCCGAGGUGAUCCUCGCCCUGGACGCCCUCCACAGCAUGGGCUUCCUCCACCGGGACAUCAAACCGGACAACAUGCUGCUGGACCACCAGGGUCACAUCAAGCUAACUGACUUUGGCGUCAGUGCGCGCAUGGACGAUCAGGGACUGGUCCACGAGGAGGCCGUAGUCGGCACCGAAGGAUACAUCUCUCCUGAAGUGCUCAACGCAAAGGAGACCAAGAAAGGCUACGGACGAGAGGUGUAA
Molecule: messenger RNA, 804 nt
Organism: Rhagoletis zephyria (snowberry fruit fly)
Lineage: Eukaryota; Metazoa; Arthropoda; Insecta; Diptera; Tephritidae
Source: RefSeq, a predicted model, not a curated record